This is a messenger RNA of Pseudozyma hubeiensis SY62, 882 nucleotides long. RefSeq lists its product as hypothetical. Gene Ontology annotation, biological process: protein folding. NCBI's taxonomy places the organism in Eukaryota, Fungi, Basidiomycota, Ustilaginomycetes, Ustilaginales, Ustilaginaceae. The coding region runs from base 1 to 882 and encodes 293 amino acids. The record is from RefSeq and is a predicted model, not a curated record. The transcript has a single exon. Gene Ontology annotation, cellular component: cytoplasm.
AUGCAGGCCGAAGUUGACGCUACCCAGGACACCGAGUUCCACGAUGCAUUGAGGGCGCACGGCAUCAUCCCGCCGAAGCCGCCAUCGCGCUCGCCAUCGCCCGAGCUCCCGUCUGCAGGCGAGAUGCGCUCGCAAGCACUCAAACAAGCCACCGUCGACGACCUCGACCUCGAGUUGGAGAAUGAGCUGGACGACGAGGAGGAGAAGCUGCUCGAAAAGAUUCGCAGGCAACGAAUGUCGCAGCUCCGCGCAGAGACCAAGAAGGAACGCUUCGGACGAGUAUACCCCAUCAGCAGACCCGAUUAUACACGCGAGGUGACAGAAGCGAGCAAGGAAGACCCAGAUGCAGAUCCCGAUGCACAGAAGCAAGAUGACCACGAAAGCAACGGCAACGGCACGGAAGCAGACGGAGUGGACAAGCAGCGUCAGGGCGGCACAGGGGUGGUGUGCUUCCUGUACAAGGACGGCAUCGACACAUGUCGACUCCUCGCUGGCUACCUCGAUACGCUAGCCGCCAAGUUCCCUUCUACCAAAUUCGUCAGCAUCGUCGGCGAUCAGUGCAUCCCCAACUAUCCGGACCGAAACCUGCCAACGCUCCUCGUCUAUCGAAAUGGCGAACUGCACCGUCAGAUCGUAGGCUUGCGGCCUGAGAUCGGGUUGGACGGUAUGAAGACCAAAUGCGAGGAUAUCGAGCUGUUGUUGACAGCGGUAGGUGCGAUUAAGAGGUCAAACGUUCCCGGCGCACCGACACAUCUUGGGUCACAGAAGCCGGAUACUAUCGAGGAAGGCGAUGAAGAGGAGGAGGAAGAGGGUGGAGCUAGACAGAGAAGCAUCCGACAGAAGACACAGGAAGAGCUGGAUGACGAGCUUGAUUGGGAUUAA